Molecule: messenger RNA, 1311 nt
Organism: Vicia faba (fava bean)
Lineage: Eukaryota; Viridiplantae; Streptophyta; Magnoliopsida; Fabales; Fabaceae
Source: the annotation of a GenBank genome assembly
AUGGUUGAUCAAAUUGAGUCAUGUUCGCCUAAUACGUUGGUACAAUGUCGAAUAUGUCACGAUGAAGAUGAAGACUUAAACAUGGAUACACCUUGUUCUUGUUCUGGUACAUUGCAGUAUGCUCAUAGAAUAUGUGUGCAAAGAUGGUGCAAUGAGAAAGGUGAUACUACUUGUGAGAUCUGCCAACAGCAAUUUAAAGGCUACACUGCUCCUCAAGCUCCUUUGUUUCACUAUAGGGGCAACUGGGAAAUUCCAAGAGUUGGUUUCAAUAAUCAUCAAUUCAUAGCAUUGUUUCCUGCUAAUCAUGAAUUUCUAGACUUUAAUUUUGAAUAUUCAGCUCCCUCUACAAGGAGCCGCGUGUUCAUUCGCAUUGUUACCAUCAUUUCAGGAAACAACAUCAGUGAGAAGGCUUAUAAGGAUGGAAGAACAAUGGUGGAGAGUAAGACAGCAGACCUGAGAUCUCAAAUCAGGCGAAAAGGUGACACAAACCAAGCUUCAAGUAUAAGGAAUCCAUGGCAGCAAUCAGAUCAGACACAGUCUCAUUCUAAUCAUGAAACACAACUUAAGCAAUCCCGAGACGUGGCAUUGGCAACAGCAGCAAAAGCAAAAUUACUUCUUCGUGAGCUAAAAACCGUUAAAGCGGAUUUAGCAUUUGCUAAAGCGCGCUGUGCUCAACUUGAAGAAGAAAAUAAAUUACUCAGGGAACGAGAAGGAAGCGAUAAGGGACUUAUCCGUGAUGAUGAUGAUCUGUGCAGGGGAAGAGGGUCGCCACUCUUUUGGAUUGGUGUUGGUGUUGGGUUUUCUGCACUAUUUUCAGUGGUAGCUUCAAGAUUAAAGAAAUAUGCAAUGCAACAAGCUUUAAACACCAUAAUGGGCCAGAUAAAUACACAAAAUAAUAAUCCAUUUGACAGUGGUGCCUUUUCCCCUGGAUCUCCCUUCCCCUUUCCCAUGCCUUCAGCUUCAGGGCCCGCUACACCUGCUGGCUUUGCUGGUAAUCAAUCUCAAGCAACUUCUGCAAGAACUACCUCUCAAUCUACUAUCACGGUAGACAUACCUUCAACCAAAGUAGAAGCAGCAGCCUCGGCCCCAGACAUUAAUGUUAAAGAAGAAGUGGGAGUAAAGAAUGAACCAAAAAAAUCUGAUGUGUCUCCAGAAGAAACUGUGCAGAAGAAUGCUUUUGAAAGAUUUAAAGAUGUUGAUGAAUCAAGUUCAUUCAAGGAAGCCUGUGCUCUAGCUGAAGCUUCUCAAAAUGGAGCUCCUUUUAACCAAGGUUUUGGCAAUUCACCCGGUUCUCUAUCUGCACGUAAGUAA